Eptesicus fuscus (big brown bat) is the source of this 1799-nucleotide messenger RNA. RefSeq names its product testis expressed 45 (gene SAXO5). The transcript is spliced from 9 exons. The coding region runs from base 180 to 1778 and encodes 532 amino acids. Lineage: Eukaryota; Metazoa; Chordata; Mammalia; Chiroptera; Vespertilionidae. The record is from RefSeq and is a predicted model, not a curated record.
CCCCGUUGCCGGGGGACCAUUGUGACAGAGGGCAGGCUCUCUGAGUCACAAUGGGAAGGGCUGGGACGCCCCUGAAUGCAGCCUUGGAAGGAGCAUGUGAGGGUCCUCUGGGAGGCCGGGGACAGAGGGAGUCGAGGGUCAGCCGUGCCACGUGCAUUUUCUAAGGCUCGUCAGCUCCCAUGCCACCCCUCGAGGUGCAGCGGCGCCCGGCGAUGGCCGCGGGGGCCCAGCUGCAGCGCCCGACGGCGGGGCCGGACCUCUUCAAGGCCUCGCACUUCACUCUGGGGUCGGACGCGCGGCUGCAGGCGAGCUGCACGCUCUCCACGGCGCACCGGGACUUCCCGCCCUACGCCGAGGCGGCCCCCGAGCCGCCCAGCGGGCCGCCGCCCCGGGCGACCCUCUUCCAGCAGGACGCGCGCUGGGCCAGCGAGGAGCGCGUGUCCGAGGCGCACGCGGCGUUCGUGCCGCAGCCCACGCAGUCCCGGGAGCUGGAGCAGGCGCGCACGCUCGCCAUGCAGGCCAGCCACCUGCACCUGCACGCCGACCCGCGCGGGCGCGCCCUCCUCUCCACCACGCGCGCCGACUUCCGCUGGCCGCAGCUCCCCGCGCGCCGCAGCCAGGUGCGAGGCCUGGAGGAGGUCCGGCCCCGCCGUCGGGCGCUGCAGCUGGACACCCGCGGCGCGCUCCUCAUCUUCCACCGCGACUCGGUGCCGCCUGGCGACAGAGCCAAGCUGGGCAUUCCGCCGACCACUCACCAGGCGCUCUUCCCGCCCCACGACGCGUGCCCGCAGCCCCGCGCGUCCUGCCGCCACCUCGGGGGCCCCUCCCCCCUCAGGUGGGAUCACGGGAGAUGGGACCACAGGAGAUGUGACGACAGGACCUCCUACCAGAGACAGUUCCAGGCCCCGAGGGGCCCACCUGCCUUGAUGUGUAAGAGGGACUCCUCCAGUGUGGCACUGGGAGACGUCAAGAUUGGCUAUGGGCACAUGUCUUCCGAGCAGAAACAAGCCUACAGGCCCAAGGAUCUGCCCCCAGACAGGUAUGACAAGGCCCAGGCCUCAGCCUGCAUCCACUCUGCGAGCACUGGUCCUGGAGACGGCCUCUUCCAUGACAGGACCACCAGUGCUGAGCACUUCUAUGCCCGGGAGCCAGAGCCUUUUGUUCAUCACAGUGACCAGACUCCGGAGUCACACAUCCUGGAAGGGAAUUGGCGCCCUGGUCCAGGCAGCCUCACCACCUCCAUGAACUUCUUCUAUGGCCAGCCGCCACCGGUGACCAAGCCAAACGGCCGCCACAUACCUCAUGAGAAGCUGCAGGAUCACGUGAUCCUAGGGGAGUCCAAGUUGCUGGGACAGUUCUUCCAGACCACCAUGGGCACGGACUAUUACCCCACCGGCACAAAACCGCCCGAGAAAGCACCCAACCUGCACUUGCUGCCGAGCAACCUGCCGGAGGGCUUGGGCAAACCAGAUUUAUUAACCACGAACCAGAAGAUGCUGAAACCACACCGAACAGCUCCGGCCUCCGUGACCCAGGAGAUGCUACAGCGGUGCAAGUACAGCCACGUGGAGCCCCCGCUGGGUAGACGGCGCUUCUUCUUAUCCCAACACAAGGACCAGUUUGCCUUCAAGUACCAGGGCCCCGCCAUGCUGACAUCGCGCAACUUCCAGGAGAGCCACCUGCCACUGGGCUCCUCUGACCUGGGGGCCUGCUGGGGUGGGAAGGGUGACCCUCAGGCCCCCCAGGUCCCUACCUACCCAUGCCCUAGCCAGCAAUAAACACCACCCUGGCACACCCAA